Chenopodium quinoa (quinoa) is the source of this 705-nucleotide messenger RNA. Its product is annotated as periaxin-like. Lineage: Eukaryota; Viridiplantae; Streptophyta; Magnoliopsida; Caryophyllales; Amaranthaceae. The record is from RefSeq and is a predicted model, not a curated record. The coding region runs from base 1 to 705 and encodes 234 amino acids. The transcript has a single exon.
AUGGCAUCAGCUCGCGCCCUCCUACAUAUUCCUAAGUUGGAGGUACCUAAAGUUGGCUUGCCCGAUCUUUCAAACCCCACCGUGGCCAAAGUUCCAAUCCCUUCAGAUCUUCCCAAGUUGGAAGUGCCAAUAGUUACCUUGCCCGAUGUUGGUAAUCCCACUAUGCCCAAACUUCCAAAUCCCACAACUCUCCUACCAGGACGCGGCCUCCUAGAUCUUCCCAAGUUGGAAGUGCCUAUAGUUACCUUGCCCGAUGUUGGUAAUCCCACUGUGCCCAAACUUCCAAAUCCCUCAACUCUCCUACCAGGUCGCGGCCUCCUAGAUCUCCCCAAGUUGGAAGUGCCUGUAGUCACCUUGCCAAAUCUUGGUAACCCCACCUUGCCCAAACUUCCAAUAAUUCCCACAACAGUUUUACCAGGUCGCGGACUCUUAGAUCUUCCUAAGGUUGAAGUGCCUAUAGUUACCUUGCCCGAUCUUGCUAACCCCACACUACCCAAACUUUCAAAUCCCACAACAGUCAUACCAGGUCGCGAACUCUUAGAUCUUCCUAAGUUGGGAGUGCCUACAGUCCCCUUGCCUAAUGUUGGUAAUCCUACGUUGCCCAAUCUUCCUAAUCCCACGACGCUCGUGCCUACACUCCCCUUAGUACCCAAGCUUCCUUUGCCCACAGAACUUCCUAAUCCCACAAUUCCUCAGAUCCCAUAA